AUGAGCUACCAAGAACCAGGGGCCCCUGUCACCUACAGCAGGAUACUCCAGGUUAGUGGUACUUCUCAGUUAUUCUCGGUCCUUCGCGCAAAGUUAAGUCACGGCACCCCGCGUGCACAGGCUCAUUUUUGUAACAACAAAUUUCAAAACAUUAUUUCUAUGGAAAAAUUAACUACACAAGAACAAAAUAACGUUAAAGUGCGCGAUCAUAAUCACUUAACUGGAAUGUAUAGGGGUGCUGCACAUCAGAGUUGUAAUUUAAAUUAUAAAGAUAUUUGUGUUAUACCUGUGGUGUUUCAUAAUAUGAGUGGAUAUGACGCACAUUUUUUUGUUAAAGAACUUUCAAAUUCAAUAAAAGGUGACAUUAAAUUGCUUCCGAUCAAUAAAGAAAGAUAUAUUUCAUUUACUAAAUUUGUCGAUGAUACAAAAGUUAGUUUACGAUUUAUUGAUACUUUCAGAUUUAUGCCCUACAGUUUAGACAAGCUUUCUUCCAAUUUAGAUAAUUCACAAAAAAUUAUUACUCAGACAAAUUGUAAUAAUAUGGAAGAAUUUUAUUUGUUAAACAGAAAAGGAGUGUUUCCUUAUGAUUAUAUAAAUUCCUGGGAGAAACUCCUUGAAACAAAACUACCCGAAAAAAAGGAUUUUUAUAGCCGCUUAUACGAACAAGAUAUUAAAGAUGAAGAUUAUUCUCACGCUAUCAAAGUUUGGAAUACUUUCAAUAUUCGUACAUUAGGAGAAUAUUCCGAUUUAUAUUUAAAAACAGAUGUGCUUCUUCUAUCCGACGUAUUCGAAGCAUUUCGAACUACGUGUUUAAAUACUUAUCAACUUGAUCCCUUACAUUAUUAUACUGCACCAGGCUUAACAUUUGAUGCCAUGUUAAAAACGACAAAAAUUAAACUAGAACUCUUAACGGAUAUAGAUAAAGUCCUUUUUGUCGAGAGAGGUAUUAGAGGUGGAGUUUCCCAGUGUUCUAAUAGAUACGGUAAAGCCAAUAAUAAGUACAUGAAUAAAGACGAAUAUGAUCCUUCACAAGAUAGUACCUAUUUAAUGUAUUUUGAUGUUAAUAACCUUUACGGAGCGGCAAUGUCUCAAUGUUUACCGUAUGGGAAAUUUGAAUUUGUAGAAAAUUUCAAUAUUUCAGAUAUCUUAGAUACUUCUGAUAAUUCCACAACUGGUUAUAUUAUUGAAUGCGAUUUGGAUUAUCCAGUAGAUUUGCAUGAAAUACAUAGCGAUUUACCUUUAGCUCCAGAGCACAUGAUACCUCCCAUUUCAAGGUCUAAACUUAAAAAGUUGUUAUUGACUUUAUAUCCUAAGAAAAAUUAUGUUAUACAUUAUAGGAAUUUAAAAAUGUAUAUAAAAUUUGGUAUGAAAAUAAAAUGUGUACAUCGUGUUCUUAAAUUCGAACAGUCUGCGUGGUUAAAGGAAUAUAUAGACUUAAAUACAAGGCUUAGACAGCAAGCGAAGAACGAUUUUGAAAAAGAUUUUUUUAAAUUAAUGAUUAACGCUAUUUAUGGUAAAUGCAUGGAAAAUGUUCGAAAACAUAGGGAUAUUCGAUUGGUCAGUAAAUGGGAGGGACGAUGGGGAGUUCGUUCUCUUAUUUCUAAACCAAAUUUUCACAGUUCCGUUGUAUUUGAUGAUGAUUCAGCUAUCAUCGAAAUGAAUAUUUCUAAAACUUUUCUCUAUGAAUUCCACUAUGGUUAUAUUAAGGAAACAUUUAACAAUAAUGCAAAGUUGCUUUACACCGACACUGACAGUCUAAUUUACGAAUUUCAUGUAGGUGAUAUAUACGAAUAUAUUAAGAAAGAUUCUCAUCGGUUUGAUACUUCAGACUAUGAUUUGUAUAAUGUUUAUGGUAUAGAACAAAAAAAUAAAAAAGUGCCAGGUUUGAUGAAAGAUGAAAAUAACGUUUAUAAAUCUUUUAUUUAUAAAUUAUUAAGUGAUCAUCGCUGGCAGAAUCUGGGGGAUAUCUUCUAUCCUGUUGAAAAUAUCCAGAAAAAUUAUCGACGGAUCGAGCAAUGUGUUGACGAAUUUAUGUGUCGAGCUGCAUAUUUGGCAAAUCACAAAGCACUCACUACAUUCUUUGAGGCUCUAACGAUAAUCAAUUACGAUUCCUUCACAUCUAAACCCUCUGAAAAUCAGGAGCACAAAAGAAUUUUCACCUGGCUCAAAAAGAACAUUGUCAAAGGCGAAGCUAAUCCUGAAUUACCAUUAGGAUGGACCGAAGGACCAGAUGAAAUGUAA
Zophobas morio is the source of this 2241-nucleotide messenger RNA. RefSeq lists its product as uncharacterized. NCBI's taxonomy places the organism in Eukaryota, Metazoa, Arthropoda, Insecta, Coleoptera, Tenebrionidae. Bases 1 to 2241 code for a protein of 746 amino acids. The record is from RefSeq and is a predicted model, not a curated record. The transcript has 6 exons.